Molecule: messenger RNA, 5012 nt
Organism: Girardinichthys multiradiatus
Lineage: Eukaryota; Metazoa; Chordata; Actinopteri; Cyprinodontiformes; Goodeidae
Product: potassium voltage-gated channel subfamily H member 4-like
Exons: 16
Coding region: 489-4082 (1197 amino acids)
Biological process (GO): regulation of membrane potential; potassium ion transmembrane transport
Cellular component (GO): membrane
Molecular function (GO): voltage-gated potassium channel activity
Source: RefSeq, a predicted model, not a curated record
UGGCGAUGAGGGGAAGAAAGCUCAAGAAGAUGCAACUACUCUGCUACAGCAUCCCCACAGAUCCCCGAGCUGAAGGAUGAUAGAGGUUUAGUGACAUGUUUGUAGUGCUGUAAUGAAUGGAAAGGGUGGCAAGAUUGCAGGAUAACUUCAGCUACAUGACUGAAACGGACUGAUCUGAAGUACUUUGGAUCUGAGCAUCACCUGGACUUUAUGUUUCCAUGACUGAGAAACUGCCACUGCCUGAAUCUCUGCAUUGUCGGACUGAGCUAUUGUUGUCUAUUUCAGGAUGUACUGUUGUCUCACAGAAAGGCAUCAAUCAAGAGGACAGUGGUCGCAAAUACUGUAAAAAUGGGUCCCCGCAUCCAGUACUGGAUUAUCCUCCUCAGUACCUCGUGCACCUGCUGAGACAUUGCAGAAAGCCAGCUUGCCUCACUACUGGGAUGGUGUGACAUCCAGCCACCUGCUGGCUGCCCCACAUCUGGGUCAACAUGCCUGUGAUGAAGGGCCUCCUGGCCCCACAGAACACCUUUCUGGACACCAUCGCCACACGCUUUGAUGGCACCCACAGUAAUUUCCUGCUGGGUAAUGCCCAGGGCCACCGGGGCUACCCCAUCGUUUACUGUUCUGAUGGGUUCUGUGAACUGACGGGCUUCACUCGUACCGAGGUGAUGCAGAAGAACUGCACCUGCGGCUUCUUGCAUGGCGCUGACACUUGCGAGCAUGUGGCCCAGCAGAUAGAGAAGGCUCUGGAGGGACGGGAGGAGUGCCGGGCCGAGGUCCACUUUUACAAGAAGAAUGGUGUGGCCUUCUGGUGUCUGUUGGACAUUGUGCCCAUAAAAAACGAAAAGGGCGAAAUGGUUCUCUUCCUCUUCUCAUUCAAGGACAUCACUGACACCUAUGGGAAGGGACACCACAGCAGCAAGAGGGAGGAAGACAACAGGUGCAGGAGGAAGAGCAGCUCUCACUUCCGUGAAGCCAGAAAACAUGGACGCACCAUGUUGUACCAGCUGACCAGCCAUUUCUCAAGAGGAAGCAAAGGAGAUGUCAACCUGAGUGGAACAAUGGUGGACAAGCCUUCUGUACCAGAGUACAAGGUGGCAGCAGUGCAGACGUCACGCUUCAUCCUGCUGCACUACAGCGUAUCGAAGGCCCUUUGGGACUGGCUCAUCCUGCUGGCUACCUUCUAUGUGGCUGUUACUGUACCUUAUAAUGUCAGCUUCUCUCCACACGAUGACUCCAUCCCUGCUUCUCGCUCCACCAUUGUCAGUGACAUCUUAGUGGAAAUGCUGUUCAUUACUGAUAUUAUCCUGAACUUUCGUACCACCUAUGUGAGCCAGUCGGGUCAGGUGGUGUAUGCGGCACAUUCCAUUUGCAUUCACUAUGUCACCACUUGGUUCUUUGUGGACCUGGUUGCUGCCUUGCCCUUUGACCUACUCUAUGCCUUCAACAUCACAGUGACCUCUUUAGUCCACCUGCUGAAGACGGUCCGUCUUCUACGUCUCCUUCGACUUCUUCAGAAGCUUGAUCGUUACUCUCAGUACAGCGCCAUGGUGCUGACCUUAUUGAUGUCUGUGUUCGCCCUGCUGGCGCACUGGAUGGCCUGCAUCUGGUAUAUGAUUGGUCGCAAAGAAAUAGAAACCAAUGAAACCUGGGAAAUAGGAUGGCUCCAUGAGCUGGGCAAACGUCUGGAGACUCCGUACAUCAACAGCACAGUGGGCGGCCCGACGGUUCGCAGCUCCUACAUCGCUGCUCUCUACUUCACCCUCAGCAGCCUGACCAGUGUGGGCUUCGGGAACGUCUGUGCCAACACCGAUGCCGAGAAGAUCUUCUCCAUCUGCACCAUGCUCAUUGGUGCUCUGAUGCACGCUGUCGUCUUUGGUAAUGUGACGGCCAUCAUCCAACGCAUGUACUCACGUCGUUCUCUCUACCAUACGCGUAUGAACGACCUGAAGGACUUUAUCCGUGUUCACCGUCUGCCCCAGCAGCUUAAACAGCGGAUGCUGGAGUACUUCCAGACCACAUGGUCUGUCAACAAUGGCAUAGAUGCCAACGAGCUACUGCAUGACUUCCCAGAUGAGCUCCGGGCCGACAUCGCCAUGCAUUUGAAUAAGGACAUCCUUCAGCUGCCAGUUUUUAAGGGGGCCAGUCGUGGCUGCCUGCGCUCACUCUCCCUCCACAUUAAGACCUCUUUCUGUGUACCUGGGGAGUACCUGAUCCGUCAGGGUGACGCUCUGCAUGCCAACUACUUUGUCUGCUCGGGUUCCCUGGAGGUGUUAAAGGACAGCAUGGUGCUGGCUAUAUUAGGAAAAGGGGACUUAAUCGGGUCCGACCUGCCUGGAACUGAGCAGGUGAUAAAGACAAAUGCGGAUGUGAAGGCACUCACCUAUUGUGAUCUCCAGUACAUUAGUGUGCGUGGCCUGAGAGAGGUGCUGGAACUCUACCAUGAGUAUGCCAACGUGUUCGCCACCGACAUCCACAACAACCUCACCUACAACCUACGCGAAGGCAGCCAGGACGAGGGCUUCAGCAGAUUCUGCAAGUCACCCAGACUUCCCCAUCAGUCACCAAAGCUCCCACCUAUUGUGGAGACAAAGACUGAUGACCCCGAUGACACCUUCCACCUUUCUCCGGCCACGCGCUCCCGACGCAAUCUCUUGCUGCCCAAUUUCACCAGCCCAGUCCGCCGUACCUCCCUGGGAAACCUGUUAGGGGACGAACUGCGGCAGUUCAAUGCCCUGCGACGUUGCCGUUCACCAAACCUCAGUCGAGGUUUCCUUGGCCAAAGCUUAUCCCCUCAGCCACCUUCAAAAAAAGAGCACAGCACUCCCUUAUCCACUCCAACUCAGGCUUCAACUUCAGCCAAGGGAGAGUCAGGAGCCAAGCAAAAACCUGCAAAGUUGCUUAUCCCAACAGUAACAUGUUUUCCACCACCGGACCUUAGUCCCAGGGUUGUUGAUGGCAUCGAAGACAACGGCCACACGUUCCACUUCACAGUGGAACACAGCAAACCUAACUCCAGAACAGGUGGCAUCACCCAAGAAAAGACUCAAACAAAUGCCUCUCUGCUGCAGGAGACGGAGGAGGUCAAGGAAAGCAUAGCUCAGCUAAAUCUUAAGGUGGGCACAUUAAACCAAGAAGUAUCAGAACUCACCAAAAGCCUUCACCACAUGCUGCAUAUCCUCCAGGCUCACAUAUCCAUGAAUCACCACCACAAAACCUUCCUUUCAAGUCCUCCCUCUGUUCAUACAGUGUCCAGCUCUCCCAUGGUCUCCAACACCUCCUCAGCUUACUGCCUUUAUACCAGUCCCCAGAGUUUCAAAGCCCAUGGCCAUCAAAGUGCACCAGCUGCUGUCCACUGGAGCUACAGCGAAACUGCUCAGUCUCAUACAGAAAGCCACCAGUCUCCCACACCACUCCCUAAUGCUUGUCUGCAACUUUCAGUAAACUCAUCAUCUAAGUUAGGUCCAUAUGAUGGCACUGAGAACAUGACUUUACCUGUAUGGACCAGCCCAUCUCUUCUUCAUAUCACUCCAGGCUACAGCGGUGGAAGUCCUGACCUAGCACGUCAUGCAAGUCGGGAUGAGUCCAGACCUCUUGGUGCUGCCCCAAUCUCCAUCAGUCAGUCCCAUCCCACAUUGUGUCUUCAGCCUUCCAGUGACCGUGAUGAAUUCUCCAGCCUUUUGUCUAGUGUUCCUGCAGGUACAUCCACACACAGCCUGAUGGACCCAGCAUCUGAAACCCCCAGUGAGGUUCUGAGUCACAAUCCAACCCAGCAAACCUCCAUCUUUCAGAUCCAUGACUCACGCUCCUCCCUCCCCCCUUCCUCUUCCUCACAACCCGCAUUACCCUCCCAGCCAUCCGUCUCCUCUCUGGAUUCAGGAUCACCACAGCUAAAUGUUUUAGCACCCUGUCUCACACUGGCCAACACCUCGGCUUCAGAGCACACCAGUUUGGAGUGUCUGCUGGGUAACAGGGGCUCUGUGGAAAGUAGGGACAGCGAGAGCGUGUCAUCACAAAGGUCCAGCAUCGGUGGUCAAACUCAGAGUACUGAGCAAUCAUGGUGCCUGGACCUCACUGACUGAAGCGUCCACAUUUAAGAGUCAGACUCAGCUACAUUGUCACUUUAUCAACGUGCAACGUCAUACAGUGUUUAAAACAUCUCUAACAGAUGGUUAAUCUGUGCUUUUUGUUAGCAUCCUAACUAUUGGGCUCCUGCAUUUGUCACUUUCUAUGCAACAGCAUGUUUUCGUGCAUUAUCUUGGCUUUACUGAAGUGUGUCUUUAAGAAAAGCUCCAUCAAAGGAGCUGCAGUAUAUGUUGCAUAUUUUUCCAGCAUCCUCAAACAUUUUGCCAUCUAUGAAACCUGUUACCUCUCUUGCAUGGUAAAAGUUGUUUAUUCUUUUUCCUAAGGAAAAGUGUGUAAGCAUUCUACAUUUCUACAUCUAUUAUUGAUUGUGUACACAAAUACUGUAUUUAUGCAGUAAGUGAGUCUGAGCUGUUGGAUAUUUUCAUAUAGAGAGAAACUGCAAUGGCAUGCCUCACUUUGCAUGUAUGAAUAAGUGCACUGCAUAGAUUGGCUGUUUUUUUUAUUCAAUGUCUUUCCUAAAUUCAGCGUUUUUAUUUGUGAAUCGCAACAUUUCGGACUGCUGUAUGUUCAAGCUCCACCAAACGUUUCACAUCACUUACGAACUGAACUUUGACUUUUUAUGCACCGCAGAUAAUCUGGAAAUUUAAAUGCAUAUUAUCCCACUUUUAUCUCACCAAUUUAGUACAGUGUAAAAAAUUUAAACUUUACCAGAUUUUCUUUAAUAAGCAUCUGAAACACAUGUCUGCUGAUAAUUAAAAAAUAAAUAUCCACUUUAAACUAGAACAUUUUAAAUGGUAUUAAUUUAUAAAACACAAAUGCCUCAGAGGGAAAUGCUAAUGUUCCUCAUACAUUAUUGAGAGUAUUCAGGAAUUUUAUUCUUUCUGAACCGUUUCUCCUUGGUUGUUAAAAUAAAACUUGUAACCGUU